AUGGCCCCCGAAGAGCUUAAAGAGCUGGAUAUUCAGCUUCAUGGCUGGACUAAUUCCCCUGUUGCCUUUAUGGAUUUGAUGACCCGUGUAUUCAGGUCAUAUCUGGACUCUUUCGUUAUAGUUUUCAUCGAUGAUAUUCUUCAUGGUUCAGUUGGAUAUCCAGAUUCUAAACGCGUCUUGGCCUAUAUGGGAGUUCACACUUGUUUACUUGAUAGGAUCUGUGGUUGCCAGUUUGAGGAUGAGGCCUUGGUGGCCCUUAAAGAUAGAGUGUUAGCGAGGGAUGGUGGUCAAGCUACCUUGGAUCCUGAUGGAGUGUUGAGAUUCGCUGGCCGCAUCUUUGCUCCAAGAGUGGGGGAUUUGAUACGGUUGAUACUUUGUGAGGCCCAUGAGUUUAGAUACACUAUCCAUCCAGGCACAACAAAGAUGUACCGUGAUUUGAGGAAGCAUUACUGGUGCAGUGGCAUGAGGAGAGAUAUUGCUGACUUUGUUUCCCGUUGUUUCUGCUGCCAGCAGGUAAAGGUCGAGCAUUUGAGGCCUCGUUGUGAGUUCCAGUGA
This is a messenger RNA of Solanum stenotomum, 555 nucleotides long. RefSeq lists its product as uncharacterized. The record is from RefSeq and is a predicted model, not a curated record. NCBI's taxonomy places the organism in Eukaryota, Viridiplantae, Streptophyta, Magnoliopsida, Solanales, Solanaceae. The transcript is spliced from 3 exons. Bases 1 to 555 code for a protein of 184 amino acids.